ACGAGCCACUCGUCUCAAUGCGGCUCGGGCUAUGACAGCCUCCGUGCUCCUCCAUCCCCGCUGGAUCGAGCCCGUCAUGUUCCUCUACGACAACAGCCUGGAGGAGAUCAACAAGAACAUGGAAGCCGGCUUCCACGCGGCGGCGGCGGCGGCUGCAGCGGCGGCGGGCACCAGCUUCGUGGCGAGCAACCAGUGCCCCAGGAACCUGAUGGCCCACCCGGGCACCGCCGCAGCCUACGCCGCCUCCAGCGAGCCUCCCUCGGGGCCGGCUGGCAUGGCCGACCCGGUCCCGGCUGUCAAGCAAUGCAGCCCUUGCUCGGCCUCGGUGCAAGGCUCCUCGGGCCCCGCCGCCCUGCCCUACGGCUACUUCGGCAGCGGCUACUUCCCCUGCGGCAUGAACCACCACCACCCCAACGCCUCGCUCAAGUCCUGCUCCCAGCCCGCCUCCUCCUUCGCCGACAAGUACAUGGACACCUCCGGGGCCGCAGUCGCCGCCGCCGGGGAAGACUUCUCCUCCCGCGCCAAGGAGUUCGCCUUCUACCAAGGCUACGCCGCCGGACCUUACCAGCCCGUCCCGGGCUACCUGGAUAUGCCCGCCGUGGUGCCCACCCUCGGAGGGCGAGGAGAGCCCCGCCACGACUCCAUGCUCAUGGAGGGCUACCAGCCUUGGGCCAUCACCAACGGCUGGAACGGGCAGGUCUAUUGCCCCAAGGAGCAGAACCAGCCGCCCCACCUCUGGAAGUCCACUCUCCCCGACGUGGUUUCACAUCCUUCCGAUGCCAAUUCCUACAGACGUGGGAGAAAGAAACGAGUGCCUUAUACCAAGGUCCAGUUAAAAGAACUCGAAAGGGAAUACGCUACAAAUAAAUUCAUUACCAAGGACAAGCGGAGAAGGAUAUCAGCCACUACGAAUCUCUCAGAGAGGCAAGUCACAAUCUGGUUCCAAAACAGGAGGGUAAAAGAGAAAAAAGUCAUCAACAAAUUGAAGACGACCAGUUAAUGGA
Sceloporus undulatus (fence lizard) is the source of this 1004-nucleotide messenger RNA. It is a transcript of the gene HOXA13, whose product is annotated as homeobox A13. The coding region runs from base 32 to 1000 and encodes 322 amino acids. NCBI's taxonomy places the organism in Eukaryota, Metazoa, Chordata, Lepidosauria, Squamata, Phrynosomatidae. The record is from RefSeq and is a predicted model, not a curated record. Gene Ontology annotation, biological process: regulation of transcription by RNA polymerase II. The transcript has 2 exons. Gene Ontology annotation, molecular function: DNA-binding transcription factor activity, RNA polymerase II-specific; RNA polymerase II cis-regulatory region sequence-specific DNA binding.